This is a messenger RNA of Suillus bovinus, 1345 nucleotides long. Its product is annotated as putative Asp/Glu racemase. The transcript has a single exon. Bases 117 to 848 code for a protein of 243 amino acids. The record is from RefSeq and is a predicted model, not a curated record. Lineage: Eukaryota; Fungi; Basidiomycota; Agaricomycetes; Boletales; Suillaceae.
UAACUCACGUCUUAGCUUACAAUGUCCUAUCAGCUUUGCAAGCUCACAUACGUCGCUCCUCGUCUGCCUUUCUUCACAACUUCUGUACAUCGUGAAUCUGCCUCCAGCGUUUUAGCAUGUCAAAACAAAUCCGUCUCGGCAUUCUCACACCUUCCUCAAAUACCGCGUUGGAACCUCUCACUUACCAGAUCGUUUCCUCCAUUUCAAAUGUUUCCGUUCACUUCUCCCGUUUCCCAGUCACGGCGAUCAAUCUCUCAGCCGAAGGUCUUGCCCAGUUCGACCACUCAGCCAUCACGCAAGCUGCUAAACUACUCGCCCAUGCCGAAGUUGAUAUGAUUGGCUGGAGCGGAACAGCAGCAGGAUGGAUGGGAUUUGAGGAUGACGAAAAACUCUGCAAAGCUAUCACUGAAGCUACGGGUAUCCCCGCCACUACCUCCGUAUUGGCUUUGAACAAGGCUUUGCAUAUUUUCAAGGUCAAGAAGCUUGGGCUAGUCACGCCUUACCUAGAUGACGUCCAGCAGAGGAUUGUGAAGAACUACAACGCCAUCGGAAUGGAUGUCACAUCGGAAACGGAACGUCACCUGCGCGUUGCGAAGAACACCGACGUUGCUCUGAUCGGAGAGGACGUAUUGGAGACUUUGGUAGGGCAGGUGGUAGAAGGGGGUGCAGAUGCUGUUUCGACGUUCUGCACAAAUCUGAUAGCAGCGCAUAAGGUUGAGUUUUGGGAGGCAAAGUAUGGGGUUCCAGUGCUUGAUACUGUCACUACGGUCACCUGGGAUAUGUUGAGGCAGUGUGGGGUAGAUACGAAAGCGAUCAAAGGGUGGGGAAGAAUAUUCCAGGAGUCAUGAUCGAAUCAAUAAACAUCAAAGUAGCUAGUUUGAUGCAUUGAAGGCGAUACGAACGACAAUUCUAUGAUACCGACUCAUUAAACCAUUGUCAUUGUUGUUAGACGAUAUCCCUGUUGUACAACGGCCAUGACACUGAAAAAGGGUCUGAACGUGAAGACCAACAAUCGAGUGUAGCAUGCUAGGCGCCCUUAAAUAUCGCAGGGAAACAUCGUAGGUGUUUGUGGAAGCCAAAUGAUUCACUCACUGUUUAACAGUUGAAGACACCUCGACUCUUUCUCCUCAUCUGCCGCGUGAAGCGCGAUAGCAUGGAACGAUAUUUCCCUCACGAUAUGAUAUGAGGCCUAGAGUGUGGCGAGGCAAACAUUGGUGGAUCAUAGUCACCCCUCCUUUCACCGAUAUGGGCGGAGGAAGAUACUUUGCCUAGGACAGCGUGCUGGAUGCGGAUUGUAUCGGUCAGCCUAGUUGGACGAUUGCAAAAAUCAGGGUUCUCGGUACCU